AUGAGGGGCAGCAUUUGUCAGUUCUUGUUGAUGGCGCAUGCCGUCUGCGCCAUCACCGGACCGAGAGUAGAGAAUGACUUCGAUAGACGAAGACAGGCCUCGCUACCGCAUCCCGGGUUUACCGAGCACCAAACGAGAUUCGGCCUAAGUUCACCGUUACAAGGCUUCCAGCAACAACAGGGAUUAAUCACGAACCCCCCACCCACAGUGCAGUUCCAACAAUCCAUAUUCCCCCAGCAACAACCCCAGCAGCUUCCCCAGCAACCGCAGCAACCUUCCUACGUGCCGCAGUUCAACAACCACAUCCCAAGUAUCUCCAACAACUUGCCCCUACCAAACAACAACUUCCAAUUCAACCCCCAGGCCAGCAACCCCCCGCUUCUACAGAACAACUUCCAACAACAACAAAACUUGAGACCGAUCCCUCCACAAACACAGAACAUUUUGCAACAGCCCAUUCCCACGAUACCAACCUAUCAGAAUGGACAUCUGCAGCAAAACCCCACCUUCCAGCCAAGUAUCCCCGCAACCGUCAACAUCAACCAACAAAGACCAACACAGCAAGCUUUCUUACCCACCAUCUCACCGGCACACAACCAGCCCAUCAGCCAACCCAUCUUCAGCCAGCCGAACCCCAUAACUAUUCAACCAGCACCGAACCUAGCUCCACAGAACUUUAACCCGAAUCAAAACGCACAGCUCCCCUUCCAGGCGACUCUUGGCCAACAACCCAUAUUCUCUAAUGGACAGUCAUCUCAAAUACAAGACAUUUUGGAACAACAGUCCAAAGAGAAUUUGGAGAAAUUGAAGGAGUUGCAGGAAAGGGCGAGAAUUAUUCAGAAACACCAGGAGUUUGUGCAGAAACAGCAACAGAAGCAACAAGAGAAAGUAGAGAAGUUGCACGAAGAAUUCGUAAAGAAACAGGCGACCAAAUCAGUUCCAAUUUACUCAACGACAGAAAAUUACGAAGAGUAUUUUAACAGGAACAAUGAAAGGCGACGACCGAUUCUGCCCCAUGAGACUGAUUUGUUCAAAAAAGCUGUUGAACUAUACGAAAGAGAACACCCUACAACCACCACUACCACAACUACGACAACAACGACAACCACCCCGCCCCCGCCCCCACCUCCGACACCCAGGUACAGACCUCGUCCUAAACCAAAAACCAGGAACCCUCCCCAGGACAGAAACAAGCAGAAACUGUACAACGAAAUCAAGAAUCUCUUAGAAGAAAGCGAAACUAAGGGAUUCGACGACAGCUUGAGAGCGAAGAGUGCCGAGCUAUUGAAGAAGCCAGACAUUUUGAAGCAACUUAAAGUAGCUCUUGCUGAAAACCCAGCAGACUUUUCCGAAAAGAACUUCUCAUCCCGAGAGAUAUCACUAAAUGGACAGAAGUACGAAGUAAUUAGAACAACAAACCCUAACCUGAUUCCCAAAGGUGCCAUAACUGCUGACAGUUCUAACUUGGCACAAAUCAUGGCCGCUGCUCAGGCUGAACCACAAAAAGAGAGCAGAGUUUCAAUUGAAGAUCUGACGAAAGGUAUCUUACCACCCGGUGCUAACUUCGAACUGAUCAAACAAGCAGAAAAUGGCAAACUUGAAGAAGUCAAAGCACCUAGUGAAUUACAGAACAAAAAGAAAGUCACUUUCGUUUUCUUAGAAGAACAAGAAGACGGAUCCUUCAAAGUCAAGGGAGUCAAAGCAAACGGACAACAAACCGAGGAAGGUCCUGAAGUGGAAAACAUUUUGAAAAAGAUUAAGAAUGGUGAAAUCCAACUGCCUGGACAGACAAAGAUUUCCAACUCGAUCUUCAGUUCAACCACUGCCAGUCCGAUCACUGAAACAACGGACUACGUGGCAGCAUCUUCUCACCAUCCAUCAAGUUACUCGACCUUCGUCAGUACCUCCAACCAUGGAUCCACAGGCCACACCAUCCCCGUCUCCCACACUACACCGACGCCACACUUCCAGGCUUCUAGAAGCACAGCACAAACUCAGACACACUUCCCGUCUACCGUGACCGUGUCAAGUACAGAGCGAUACAACACGAAGUCCAGUACCCCUGCCUUCGACUUCACGUCCAGUAGGAACAGCAUCAACCAAUCGCCUAGAAUCACUUAUCCUAGCUCGACCCUCUCAACGAUCAGUACUACUCCAUUCCGUUCCCAGGAGAAAGACUUAGUAGUGAUUGGUUCUAGUACGAUUGCUCCGACUAUCAGUAGCACAGCUAACGUGGCGAGACAAUCGUCUUCAGGAGCUAACCCGGGUCUAGUGGAUAUUCUUAAAGAGAAUGGUCUAUUUGCAACAGCGAAGUACUUGCGCCAGUCAGGUUUAGACACGAUCCUCAACGAAACGGGUCCAUACACCAUUUUCGUGCCCACUGACAAAGCGUUUAGAACUCUGCUCGUCCAACUCGGAGGUCCAGACAAGGCUGAGGAGAAGUUCCGUGACAACCCUAGACUGCUUAGCGGACUACUCCUUCACCACGUGAUCCCCGGUGCCUUCGACAUCGGCUCCCUCCAGGAUGAGAUGACAGGCGUCUCCCUUGCUGGCACACAACUCAGGGUGAACCAAUAUGACAUGCAUGAUGUCGAGUGGAACGAGGUCCGCGUCACCACCAUCAACGGAGCCAGGGUACUUGAUGACAAGAAGGAUAUUCAUAUACCUCAGGGCAUAGCUCAUGCAGUGGACCGAGUAAUGUUCCCGCUACCAGUGGGCGACCUAGUGCAGACGUUGCAGGCUGACAGGGACCGCCGGUUCACUACCUUCUUGAAGGCUAUACACGCUAGCGGCUUCGCGGAGACUCUUGCAGAAAGCAAAACCUACACAGUAUUCGCGCCAACGGACGCGGCAUUCGCUCGCCUACCGCCCGCGGAUCUCGCGCGGUACGCGGAGAAGGCCGGAGCCAGAGCACUAGUGGCCAGACAUGUGUUGCCAGGCACGCUGUACAGUGCUGGCAUGAGGUACUACCAGCUAAGAAACUCCAUGGAGGACGCUAAGCCAUUGACGUUGCAGAAGAAUGCUGGUCGCAUCAAAGUGAAUAACGCGCAAGUAAUAACGCAUAACAUCCCUGCAACGAAUGGCGUGAUCCACGCAGUCGACGCGGUCCUGUAG
Spodoptera littoralis (African cotton leafworm) is the source of this 3114-nucleotide messenger RNA. NCBI's taxonomy places the organism in Eukaryota, Metazoa, Arthropoda, Insecta, Lepidoptera, Noctuidae. The record is from the annotation of a GenBank genome assembly.